Messenger RNA from Lymnaea stagnalis (great pond snail), 5506 nucleotides. Lineage: Eukaryota; Metazoa; Mollusca; Gastropoda; Lymnaeidae. The record is from the annotation of a GenBank genome assembly.
AGAAUAUGUCUGGGAAAUUCCUCAAACGCUCAAAUUUUCUUUUGUCAUAUUAGCCAUGCCAGAACCAAAUGUUAGCAGGAUUAUUUCCUCUGUUGGAGGGAGGUAAGUUGAUUGAGGAUAUUUAAAGGCACCAAUGGUGGCUAGGACAUAGAUUGAAUCUGCAGAAUGGAAAGAAAAUAAUUUUAGCUAUUGACUUUGCUGAGAAUUGACUUUAUUAUAUUUGCAACACUAUUUAAGUUUGUUCAUAAAUGGAAAUAUUUUCCAAGUAAUUGAAACAUUUGAACACUGUAAUGCGUGCAAUGUAAAUCUAACAUUGGCACAUGAAAAUUCUUAUUAAAACAAAAUUGUAAUUAAAAAAUAUCACCUGAAACGAUUAAAUCUAUUUAAUUUUUAAAAUAUAAAUUAUUUUGAUGAUCUUUUUUUACAGAAAUCGAAAAGAAGAAUUAUCAAAAGAUGUGGCCAUAACUAAAGAGAGCAAAUACAGUGGGAAAGAUUAUCUAACAAAGUUUACAUUUGAAAGCAAAAGAUCAUUGGACCAGAAUGAUAUGGACAGAAUCUUUAUAAUGACUUUUCAAUCAUCUGAGUUUACCACAGACCUAAAAUUUACAAUAAGACCAAGAGGUAAAGUUAAUGUGCAUUUAAUCCACUUCUGAAUAUCAUCUUGUUCAGAGCCCCCCUAAUUCCCAAAUGCUUGUUAAUAUAUCAUGCUCAUCAUUGCACCUUGUAACCUAACUCCGAUACAACAUGACUGCUUUAGUUUACUGCUAUGCUCAUGAGGAUGUCACUAUGGUUACCAAGUUACAAGAGUUAAAAAUUCAAGAUGGCUUUCCAAGUUCUUAAGCAGAUUAAAAGCAAGCUUGGUUGAUGGAACUAUUGAACAGACUAAAGUAGGAUCUGUUGAAAUUGAGACAGGAAAUGGUGUGGAACAUCCUAAAGUUAAAUAUAAGGUACCGGAUAUGUACAAAUUAUUCCGUCGAGACAGAAAAGACAGAGGAGGAGGAGUACUUGUUGCUGUCCAUCACAACCUGGACCAUACCAACCUGGACUGCCCCGCUGUUCCAGAACUAGAUGUUGACGACUGCGAGCUCCUGUGGGUAAAAUUAAAACUAAAGGGUAGACGCACACUUUACGUUUGUGCCUAUUACCGACCAAACACAGCAGAUGAACCAAGCCUGAGGAGGUUCGAGGCAUCACUUCACAGAGCAACACAGGCGAAGAACGCUUUUCUCCUGAUAAGAGGGGGAGGGAGAUUUUAACUUUCCUGGUUGGAACUGGCAGAUUCCUACCUUGAAGCCCAAGUCCCCAUACCCUGUUCUACACUCAGAAUUCAUGGAGAUAAUUAACAACCAUGGUCUGGAACAGCUGGUUAAAGAACCAACGAGGGGGGAAAACACUCUUGACCUACUCCUCACCAAUUGUCCACAUCGUGUUCCAAAAUUUGAGGUCAUCCCCGGGAUAUUGGACCACUGCAUUCCCUAUUGUGAAUUUCAGGUCAACACACUAAAAAAAGAAACAAAUCAUUCGAGAAAUCCCAAUUUAUGCCAAGGCUGACUGGGAUGGCCCGAGGAUUGCAACCAAAAGAGCUAAGCUCAAACAUGCAAGGGAUUCAGAGUACAGCGACAACAGAAGAGCUGUGGGUGAAGUUUAAGACAACAAUCACUAAUGUAGUGAAGAAAUUCAUACCACACAAGAUCACCAAACCUAGGAUAAAUCAGCCAUGGGUCACGGCUGAAAUCCGUAGGCUUAUCCACCGGAGAGACCGCCAAUACAAACGUAUGAAGAAAAAUGGCUCGAUUGAACUGAGAGAGGAGGUACUGAGGCUCCGCCGAACCAUUCAACGUUUAUUGCGUAGAUCGUAUUGGAACUACAUGAACGGCAUAUUCUCAGAGGAAGACACCCCGACCAAAGAUGUCAAGAACAAGCGCUUCUGGAGCUAUGUGAAGCACCAAAAGUCCUCAAACGCUGGAGUUUCCCCCUUUAGGUGGGAUGGCCAAUUGACAUCUGACCCAAAAGCACAGGCGGAGAUACUCAAUCAGCAGUUCCGGUCUAUCUUUGGUGACGGUAGAGAGUACUCUGAGACUGAUUUCCUUCUGAAGACCAAAAUGAUGAACAGAGCCUACCCUGUCAUGGGAGACAUCCAGAUAUCAGACCAAUGUGUGUUUUCCGUCCUCAAUACCAUUAACCCUUACAAAGCAUGUGGUUCUGACAACAUCAAACCACGAGUGCUCAAAGAAUUGGCCAAAGAAAUCGCUCCUGCACUGACAAUCCUCUUCCAAUCGUCACUAUGCACAGGAAAUGUUCCAGCAGACUGGAGAACAACAUAUGUCACCCCAAUUUACAAGAAAGGGGAACAUUCCGACCCUGCCAACUAUCGUCCGAUAUCCCUCACCAGCGUGGUCUGCAAACUGUUGGAGCACACAAUCGUAAGCACAGUCAUGAAGCAUCUUGAAAGCCAAAAUAUACUCAAUGACUGUCAACAUGGCUUCCGAGUCAAUAGAUCAUGUGAGACCCAGCUUCUUGAAUUUGUAGAAGACAUGAUGACCAAUCUGGAGAACCACAAGCAGACUGACGUGCUGGUAAUGGACUUCGCAAAGGCAUUUAACCAUGUGAAUCAUAGUUUGCUCCUACACAAACUCCAGAGAUAUGGGAUCCAAGGCACCACUAACACAUGGAUCUCUAGCUUCCUCAGUCACCGACGCUAAGCAGUAGUGGUUGGGCGGUACAAGUUCCUCCUUUGUUGAUGUGAAGUUAGGAUCAGUGCUGGGCCCCUGUUUGUUCCUUGCAUACAUUAAUUACCUAUCCGAGAAACUGACAUCACAGGCAAGACUGUUCGCAGAUGUGGACCAGGACGAGCUACAACAGGAUCUCAAUCUGUUAGCUGAGUGGGAAAUGAGCUGGGACAUGUAAUUUCACCCUGCCAAGUGCCAGACACUAUCAGUCUCUAGAAGUUGUACUCCUCUACACUACCAAUACGAACUGCACGGCCAUAUACUUGAGCCAGUUUCCCCCGUAAAGUACCUGGGUGUUAUCAAUCAAAGAGAGGUCCGCUGGGACGAGCAUAUUAACAAUGUAUGUAAACAAGACCCUAGGGUUCUUAAGGCGAAAUCUAAAGAUUGGCAACUCCUGUGUGAAAGAAAGAGCAUUUAAAGCAUUUGUCCGUCCGAUUUUAGAUUAUGCAUCUUCAGUCUGGGACCCAUUUACCCAGAAGAGCAUUGACAGGUUGGAGGCGGUCCAGCGACGAGCAGCACGCUUUGUCCUAAACCGCUACAGGAAUACCUCUAGUGUUGGCAGCAUGCUGGAAACACUAGGCUGGUCACCAUUGGAGAAACGACGACGACAAUCCAGGCUCUCCAUGAUGUACAAGAUAAAUAAUGGGCUGGUCCACUAUUCCAGUAUUAAACAGAAACUCAUCCUUCUCCCACAUAGACAGCGACGAGGCCAUGACAGGCAACUCAGGCUCAUACCAGCAAGACGCCAGUACAGGAGCUACUCAUUCCUGCCCAAGACAAUCAGGGACUGGAACAAGCUUUCAAAAGGAACAAUCUUUCAUUUGUGUCCAUUGCGUCAAGCCUUCAAACUCCUAGUGCAUGAUUCCCUCACAAAGUGGCACUGGAAAUCAGUGAAAUUUCCUCAUUAACACCAUGAACAGAAACAUUGCAAAUCCCAUCUACAUGCAUAGAAGCCAAAAUGAUCAAUAAAUUGAUCAUGGGCCCAUAAGAUAUAGAAGAAAAAGAAGAGAUAACAUUGAAUAAGACAACAUAAUUAGUACUUGUACAUCUGAUGAUAUCAACAAGUGACAAAGAACAUGUGAUGUCAGAGAACUUUUUGAGAUUUAAUGGAGGGGUGAAAGGAGCCUACAAAGUUAAUGAACAGGUCAAGUUCACUCCUCUCCAUAGUGGUGACCCCUAUACCACUAGGGCCUUUUUCAAAUACGCGACGGUUUCCUCUGUACAAGCCGCAACGUUAUCUACGCCAUUGUCUGCACCCGCUGUCAGAUGACAUACAUAGGGGAGACUGGACGCCGUCUCUCGGACAGGUGUACCGAACACCUCCGAAACAUUACACAAGAUAAACAGUGUCCCGUCUCCAAACACUUCAAGAGUAGCGACCACCGGGGCAAGGCGGACUUUUCAAUAAGUGCGAUUGUGGCCAGCACUAACACCGCCAGCCGGGUCAAUUUGGAACACAGACUUAUCCUGACUUACGGCACUUUGACGCCAGAUGGGAUUAAUGUUAUGUCUCUGUUCACAGCUUGACCCUAGCUCCGCCCCUCCACGUUCUGACCUAUCACAGUGAACUUUUUUCUCCCCCCUUUUUUCGCCGCUGCUUAUUUAAACUCUCACUCAUUUUCCUUCUGCCACACUUCUAUUGCUGCCCACAGAUACUACUUACCAGCUAAGUGCUAUUUCUUAUUUUUAUAACGUUUUUUCUGUUGUUUUGUUCGCUGACGAAGGCUUUCUGCCGACACGUUCGCUGUUUUGUUGCGUUUAAUUUUUCAGGUUUAACCAUACUCUGUUUUACUCAUUUUAUUUUGUACUAACCUGAUUGCAGUCUCUCCCCUUAUUACACCUUAUUAUAUCAAAUAUCACAUCAAUUCAUCGUUAGUAAAAAAAACUUCAACUCUUUGGUCUAUUAAGUCUUGUUUCCUUCCAGGUCCACCUCUUGCUGCCACCAACCUGACGUCAUUAGAGCCCAGACAUGACUCGGUCAAGUUGUUCUGGUUACCUGGAUUUAAUGGAGGAGAAGUGCAAACAUUCUCUGUAGAGUUUCGCCCCUUUAGUCCAACAGUAUGUCAUUUAUUUAAUACUCUGUGUAGAGUUAUAUCCCUUUAGACCCAAAGUUCCGCACCCCUACUCAGGUAACAAUUUCUUUUAAGAAUUUAAAAAUGAUGGGCUUUUAAUUUGUACAUUUAGAGGGGACAAAAACAACAACACUAAAACCAAGAAAAUAAAUGUGUGACUUAUCACAUGAGGAAAAUGUUAAAAAUAUAAUAUCAUUUAUAGCAUAAAUUUAAUGUCUGUUUUUAUGACCUCUUUUCCUUGUACAUCCUGCAUGGCCACCUAGCACUCCCUGGGUGUGCGAGCACCUCUUGUUUAGGAAAAUCUACAUUAGGAUCUGGGUACAAAAAUGUUUGCAAAUUAUAUUAAAGGUAUUUAACACAAAUUUAUGAUUGAGCUAUUUAUCUUUUGACCCCCCCCCCCCUCUCACAACUGAUCACAACAUUUGAUGAGUUUUAUAUUAACCAUUUGAUGUCAUUAAUCAACUAAUCACAAACUUUCAUGAUUUUAAUAUUAACCCUUUGAUGUAUUUCAGACUGAGUCCUCGUGGAGGCUGGCGCUAUCUGGAGUUGAAGACUUAAACUUAAAUAACAUGUGGACUGAAGCUGUCGUCACACAACUGAGAGCCAGCACAGAUUAUGAAAUGAGGGUGGUUUCUGUCAAUAGACUUGAUGAAGUCAGGUCUGACAUUAUAAGGAUACACACUGCAGAUAGGAAAUAUCAGAUUG